AUGUUGCGGUUUACCGGAUUGCCGUUUAUGGAUUGCGUACUUACUGGAAAGAAUAAGAUGCCUACAAUUCUGGAAACGACUGUGUCUUCAUUGAGCAUAAUGGGUAUCUUCUUCGUAAUAGUUAUGGAAUUCCGAACAUUGGUAUCGAUAUGGCAAGAAGACACGAUGUACGCGCUAAGCACUGUGCCCACGAUAUUGUCCGUCACACUCUCCUUAUCGAAGGGAGUUAGAUUCGUUCAAAAGCGCCUGGAACUGAAGAAUCUCCUUCAAAAGAUGGCAUUGCUCUGGGAGACUUCAUUUCACCCGAACAUGCACAUAACUACCGUUGAUGAGAUGCUCGAUAAAUUAACCAUCAUUAGAAAUAUUUAUUUCGUCGUAAUUGUCGGCGGCGUCGUUUUUUACAGUUUACCUGUCUAUGCAGAUAUUGGUCUUCAAUAUUUCUUCACGAAGAACGAGAACAAUUCUUACAACUACACCCAGAUGAUAUUUCCGAUAGUAUAUCCGUUUACCCUGAGGACUGCGUUUCCCUAUUUUGCUGUCAUUGCCGUGGAACAGAUCUUGGUGAUCAUUGCAAUAACAAUGUGGGCAUCCUGUGAUACAUUAUUUGCACAUGUUGUCACGUAUGCUGCCAUCCAUUUUCGGGUUUUGCGACACGAGCUUGAGAAUAUUUUCAACAGCGAGUAUCCAGCCCGGCCUGACGACAUAAUUAACCUGAAGAUCGCAGUUAUCGCCAAACGUCACUUGGAACUAUUCAGCUUGUGUAACGCGAUCGAGGACAUAUUCAGUCCUUUGGUGAUGUUGUCCAUGUUGCUUUCCGCUUCCAAUAUGUGUAUCACCAUGUAUGAGAUGGAGAAGAUGCUUUCCAUGAACAAUUACGUAGAAUUAGCAACGAAUCUGAUACACCUGUGCGCUCUGUUCCUAAUGGUCUUGACAUUCUGCGGUUUCGCAACAAUGCUGAGUGAUCAGACGGAGGGAGUCAGUUUGGGUGCUUAUGGUUCAAACUGGUUCACUUGCGAUCCCGUAAUGAAGAUUCUCCUUAUCUUCAUAAUGAUGAGGGCCCAGAAACCCUUCCAUUGUACGGCUUAUGGCUUUUUCCCUAUCAGCCUGAACCAAGUUACUGCGAUCUUCAGCUCGGCGUUGUCUUACUUUUCGAUACUACGAACGAUGACGUGA
This is a messenger RNA of Orussus abietinus, 1173 nucleotides long. RefSeq names its product putative odorant receptor 92a. Bases 1 to 1173 code for a protein of 390 amino acids. Gene Ontology annotation, biological process: sensory perception of smell; detection of chemical stimulus involved in sensory perception of smell. Gene Ontology annotation, molecular function: olfactory receptor activity; odorant binding. Gene Ontology annotation, cellular component: plasma membrane. The record is from RefSeq and is a predicted model, not a curated record. The transcript is spliced from 8 exons. Lineage: Eukaryota; Metazoa; Arthropoda; Insecta; Hymenoptera; Orussidae.